AUGGCGCCCAGACCCUUUGAUGAGGAGGAACUCUCCAUCUCCCUGUCCCCCUCGCAGAUCCAGCGCCGCCGAGUCCCCGAGAUUAAUGUCACGCAUCCGGCAUCCGAAACCAACAAUGGCCACCAGCGUGCUGGCAGUCGCGGCCUUCCCGGCGGCCCGCAUCCUCAUUCCCGCGAAAAGGUCAAGGCCGAGCAGCGCAUCGACCAGUACAACAUCGUCCGCACCCUGGGCGAGGGCUCCUUCGGCAAGGUCAAGCUGGCCGUUCAUCGGAGCACCGGCCAGCAGGUUGCCCUCAAGAUCAUAUCGCGCAAGAAGCUGAUCAGCCGCGACAUGGUCGGCCGCGUCGAGCGUGAGAUCGAGUACCUACAGCUCCUGCGUCAUCCCCAUAUCAUCAAGCUGUUCACUGUCAUCAAAACCCCGACAGAGAUCGUCAUGGUGCUGGAGUAUGCCGGCGGCGAGCUGUUCGAUUACAUCGUCUCCCACGGCCGCAUGCAGGAGGACAAGGCGCGACGCUUCUUCCAGCAAAUGAUCUGCGCUGUCGAGUAUUGCCAUCGACACAAGGUCGUCCAUCGUGAUCUCAAGCCCGAGAAUCUGCUCCUCGAUGAAAACUUGAACGUCAAGAUCGCCGACUUUGGUCUCAGCAACAUCAUGACAGAUGGCAACUUCCUCAAGACAAGCUGCGGCAGUCCCAACUAUGCCGCUCCCGAGGUCAUCAGCGGCAAGUUGUACGCCGGACCCGAGGUCGACGUGUGGAGCUGUGGUGUUAUCCUCUAUGUGUUGCUCAUAGGAAGGCUGCCGUUCGAUGAUGAUCACAUCCCUAGUCUGUUUGCAAAGAUCCAACGCGGCGUCUUCACCAUUCCCAACUGGUGCCCCGAGGCCUCAGCGAAGAUGAUCCGAAAGAUGCUCGUCGUCAAUCCGCUACAUCGGAUUACCAUCGAAGAAAUUAGGCAGGAACCUUGGUUUCAGACGGACUUGCCGUCCUACCUCGCUCCUCCUACCGAGGAGUUUCUCAACACGGGCGUGGACCCUAACAAGGCCAUCAAACCAAGUGACAUUGCCCCUCAUGCAUCUCAGAAAGUCCAGGAGAAGUUGCACAACGAGGUUACCGAUAAGAUCAGCAAGACCAUGGGUUAUGGAAAGAGGGAUGUCGAAGAGGCUUUGGGCGCCGAUGAGCCCUCUGCAAUCAAGGACGCAUACAUGAUCGUGCGUGAGAAUAAGCUCAUGCAAGUGAAUCCUGCAUACGGUACUGGCCAGGACAACCCGUACUUCGCAACUUCGCCUCCAGUUGGCAACACCGAGCAGGUCAUAGGCAGCAUCGGCCAAACUCUGAGCAAUGCAGCCAAGGACACUGAACCUGAGGCUGCUGCUAGUCCUAUUGCAGAUUCAACUAGAUCAAACGCCUCAACAGUCACCAGCGUGUCCCCCCGUGGCUAUGUCAGCAAAGUCGGCAUUCUUCCUACCAGCUUACCUUCAAUACACAAUCAGUACUUGGAGCGCCAGAAUGCUGGAGUCGACGAGCCACUAGACAGUCAGCCUGCAUCCGAUGAUGUACCUUCUUCACAGCUUAGGUCGCCUGCGGAGCAACAAGAAGCGGCGCGCAGACUUAAGCCACAUUCAAAGAACGCUGUCAGGCUAGAUGACAGCCAGGCUCGACCGCAGGCAAUGACACCCGUUGCUCCCAAGAAGGCGAAGCCUGUCCGCUGGCAAUUCGGCAUCCGUUCCAGGAACGCUCCUUGGGAGGCCUUGCUCUGCAUCUACAAGGCUCUUCACAAGUUGAAGGCGACGUGGCUUGUCGACGAGGAUUAUGACAAAGUCCUUGGUCCAGAGAGCGAGCAGGAUAACUACAAGGGCAGCAGGAAGGAUCAGUCUUCAAAUCCCUACGAAGGCAUGAAGCCCGAGGACAUAAACUUGUCGACCUUCGAUCCACUCAAGUACUACAAGCUCCCAGCCGACCCCUGGCACAUUGUUUGUCGUUGGAGAAAGGAUGACCUACGCCCGUAUACACCAGCCUCAACGGGAGACAGCCCAGAGGACAGUGCUCAUGUCAUCUCUGUCCUGGACAACCGCAAACAAGACUUUGUCAACAUGCGUAUGGAGAUCCAGAUCUACGAGAUGGAGUACGGCGUCUACCUCGUCGACUUCAAGUGCACCGGUUACGAACGUCCAGACGGUACCAUGCUUGAAGAGAAGGAUGUCAUGAGCCCUUUCCCAUUCCUUGAUAUGGCAGCUAAGCUCAUCAUGCAACUUGCGGAAGCAGACUAA
Molecule: messenger RNA, 2262 nt
Organism: Neoarthrinium moseri
Lineage: Eukaryota; Fungi; Ascomycota; Sordariomycetes; Amphisphaeriales; Apiosporaceae
Exons: 4
Coding region: 1-2262 (753 amino acids)
Biological process (GO): intracellular signal transduction; protein phosphorylation
Cellular component (GO): cytoplasm
Molecular function (GO): protein serine/threonine kinase activity; ATP binding
Source: RefSeq, a predicted model, not a curated record